AUGGGUAUCUGUGCCUCCUGCCUCGGCGGGAAUCGCCACGACUCUCCUGAGCCUGAAUCUGAACGUCUACUCGAUGAUGAUCCUUAUCAGGCCGGGUAUGGCUACGGAGCACUCAACCAUGCUCAUCAGGCUAGCCAGCCAGAUUCGGAAUAUGUGAGGCGUGAGAGGGAGGCGCUGGAAUCAAUCUGCCAGCGGACAUCUGACUCUGUCAUCGAUAUCUGGUCCAUCCAACCACAACCACACCUUCGACCCCAAGCAACUCUCCACACCCCUAUCUCUGCAUCUCCCGUCCCAUCACAAAGGACCGAUACAACAACACCUGUGGUAUCUACGCACCAUACAUCACCGCCAAGCCGUCCCACCUCUGGCUCGUCAGGCACCGUCCCGAAACACUGGGGUGAAGUUGUCGUGAACCCGAACAAGAAACGAUCUCGUACCAAUAUCAAAACGGAUUCCAAAGCCAGCCAUGAUGUUUUUGGGGUUCUCAACGUCACCUAA
Messenger RNA from Penicillium roqueforti, 498 nucleotides. Its product is annotated as LAMTOR1/MEH1 family protein. The transcript has 3 exons. Gene Ontology annotation, cellular component: Ragulator complex; late endosome membrane; membrane raft. The coding region runs from base 1 to 498 and encodes 165 amino acids. Gene Ontology annotation, biological process: positive regulation of TOR signaling; positive regulation of MAPK cascade; regulation of receptor recycling. Lineage: Eukaryota; Fungi; Ascomycota; Eurotiomycetes; Eurotiales; Aspergillaceae. The record is from RefSeq and is a predicted model, not a curated record.